Aspergillus luchuensis is the source of this 1446-nucleotide messenger RNA. RefSeq lists its product as uncharacterized. The coding region runs from base 1 to 1446 and encodes 481 amino acids. Lineage: Eukaryota; Fungi; Ascomycota; Eurotiomycetes; Eurotiales; Aspergillaceae. The record is from RefSeq and is a predicted model, not a curated record. The transcript has a single exon.
AUGCGCACAGUGGAGCCCGUAUUCAAGGAUGGAUCGCUCGAACGCAUUCUAUGUCCGACUCCCCCCUCCCGACAAGACCGAACCCCAGUCCAUGUCGGGGCCCUGGUACCCACUACCUCGACGGAGUUAGACCCCUACAACUUGUCUAUGGAACAACAGAUCCAGCACCAAGGGCUGAGCCUCGAUCACAUCACAAGUUCCGUCAGCAACCUUCACGAUACCAUGUCCGAGUUGAAGAACGCAUUCACCGCUUUGCGCAUCGAAUUGAACGGCCCAGGUCGGUUCACAUCCGAUAUGGGCACCCCCGCUAGCAAGGACAUGAUGAUCGCAACGGUAUUGAAGGAACUCAGAUCCAAAGCUGAUGAGAUCGAAAGACUGAAGCUCGAAAACGAAGCACUCAAGCUGAAGAACCGUUACGCGGAAGAGCAAACGCUCAAACAAGCACAACCGCCACCGCCACCACACUUAUAUGCCGACACAACAAUACUCGCAGAAGUACGAAGCCCAGGCUUACUACAAGGAAGUCGGAAGCGGCCCUGGCCAGACUCAUUUCCGAGCGGACGCACCCAACCGAUAGGAGAUUCGUUCGACGAAGACUCCUCGGACAGCAUCGCAGACUUCUCCUUAGAGGACGCAAGUCUACCCCCAGUCAAAAUCCCACUGAAGGACUCCACAUCCAUGUCCACAACAGACAAGACAACCCACGAACCCACACCAUCAGGCUCUCCCAAACUGCACAUCGAAUCAAACUCGCAACGACAACAACAACAGCAGCAACAAACCCCUAACCAUGAUAACGACCUUAACAACCACCACGACAACAACUCUGCCACAUCCCACCGAGAAGCCAUAGUAAAACGUCCGCGCCUAUCUCAAUCAACAGACAAACCCACAACCAGUGGACGAAGACCCGGCCGACCCCCGCGCAAAUCAUUUAGCCAAACCGCCAAACCCGACAUCACCACCACCACUACCACCACCACCACCACCAACAAUCAAAGUCCCAAAUCUACCCCACUGACCGAGCAAAACGGCAACGCGCACAAAGAUUCCCAAUUCGACGAAUCCAGUCCCAGUGACACCCGCACCACAAAGGAGAACCGACCCGCUCACUCGCGAAGCCUGCGCAGCAGAUCGCGGCCCCCGUCACGGCGCCAAUCCGCAGCAGCUAACGCCGACUCACGUCCAUUGGAGCCGGAGCAAACUGCACAGAAUGGGUAUCAGAAUGGGGACGACGUACCAGACCACACUGAACAGCGACAACAACAACAGCAACAGCCAACGCCCCCCUUACACACGGGCAAAGAAAACUCGCAUGGCGGCGCAAACGGCGUGCACAAGCCCGAUUCACGAGAGAAGCGCAAAGCACAGUCCGCAGCGCGAGACAUCAUGGUACGAUUAGCUAUGCAGCGUGAAGAAGCAAUGGAGACUGAGGAUUCGCGAUGA